CUAGCCACAUAUUUCUACAAUUCUUGUUUUUAAUGCAACCUCAUUAAACCGCCAUUUUAGCAUCGAGACGACUAGACGAGAUUCUUGAUUGAUACGUUGUGUACGCUUAUUAUUUUCAAUGUACAAGGAUGUAUUACAAUCAGUAUCCUGAAGAAGAAAUGAUGAUGGACCAAGGACUUCCAGGUAGGGACCUUUAUGGUACUGGUCCCAACUUCAGACGAGACAUGGAUCGCUUUGAUGGAACUCCAUUUCAGUUUGAACAUGCAUAUGGACCAGAAGGAUUUGAAAAUAAACCCCAAGGAAAUGAAAGAUUAGGUGAUUACUUUCGCCAUGAUUCAGGAAGUUUCCCUUUAGAAAAUGAGGACUUUCCAAGAGAGAGCAGUUUUCAGCAUCAUGGCAAUAGCUUCCAACAACAACCAGGUGCUGGCCUUCCACAGCAGAAUUUUCCAUUUGAUUCUGAGGCAGCUGGGUAUGACAGCAGAAAUGGGGAUAGAGAACGAGAAAGAGACAGAAGCCGAAGACAAGGGCGAGACCGACAGAAGAACAAUCGCCGUGAUGAGGGAAACUGGGAGAGACGAGGCCGGAGAGAUCGAGGCGAUAGAGAUUGGAGUGGUGACCGUGACAGGAGAAGAGACAGAAGAAGUUCUCGUGAUAGAAAUGGGCGGGACAGAAGUCCCAAAGAUGACAACAUGGACAUGGGGUCUGAUGAUUCACGUCUAAGUGAUGAUGAAAUUGGUGAUCACAGAUCACACAGUCGAGACCGUGAUCGAUCAAAACGGGAUCACGAUGAUGAUCGCGAUCGCCUGAGAAAUUGGGAUGACCGAGACCGACAUGGAGAAAGAGAAGGGGAACGCUGGAUGACAGAAACUCCCUCGGCAACCAUUCUUCUGCGAGGCUUAAAUAACAGCGUGACAGAAAAUGAUGUUAUAACAGAGCUUGUGCGGAUCACUCUUAUUCCAAAGGAUGUACGUUUCAUGCGUCGAGCAACAGGUACUUCCCGAGGAUUUGGUUUUGUGGAGUUUCAUACCCAAUCUGAGGCCCAGCGCUGGAUGGAUCUCAAUCAGGGUCUCCUGGUGCUGCCAGGGAUUUCCCAGCGCAUCACCAUGCACUACAGUGCCCCUCGCGUUGGCCGAGAGUCACGGGAUUCGGCAAAUAGGAUGGACUGGAUGUGCAAGUGUGGAGCCCAUAAUUUCAAACGGCGGGACUUUUGCUAUAAAUGUAAUACCAACCGUCGAAUAGCAGAAGAUCCUCUAGGUGGUGUCACCGAAUUGGAUGCAGGAACACAUGUGGGUAAAACUCCUUGUAAUACUUUGCUUUUCCGUGACCUGGAUGCCCUGACAACGGAACAAGGCAUUCUGCAGGCUAUUGCCGCUCUGACUUCCAUGCCAAUCAAAAAUGUGCAGGUUAUCAGGGAUGAGAUGAACACCUCGCGCUGCUUUGCAUUCUUGGAGCUCAACUCUGUGGCGUCAGCCAAACAGUUGUGUGAGUUCUUUUUGGCACAGAUACCACCACUUGCAAUUGAUGGCAAACAGGUGCUCAUCAGCUAUGCCAAAAACACCUUUAGCACCUCACUGGACAUAAUUCAAAAGGCACAAGCAAAAGUCAUGCAGAAUGCAUACUAUAUGAAUUACAACUAUUAUAGCCAAGAUGGUCAGUACUACAACUAUACUCAGUUUUAUGGAGCACAAGGUUCAUCAGCAACAGCUAAUUCUGCAAAUGCUGCAGCUGCAGUAGCACAGACAGCCAUUAUGCAGGCUCAGGCUGCCAAGAACAUUGCAGCAUCUGCAUCAGCAGUCACAGCAGCACCCACAGUAGCACCAGCAGCAACAGCUACAGCAGUUAUAACAGAGACUUCCACUGAAGACUCGACGCAGCAGUAUCAAGUCUACCCUGCCCCAGAUGUUUCAACUUACCAGUAUGACAAAACGUCUGGCUAUUAUUAUGACCCCUCAACUGGACUUUACUAUGAUGCCAACUCACAGUAUUACUACAAUCCCAAGACAAGUCAGUUCAUGUACUGGGAUGCUGAAAAGUCAACAUACUUGCCUGCUCCUACGCAGACAGGUGAAGCCCCUCAGACAGGGGAGGCUGGGGAGGCUGCAGCAUCAGAGAAUGCAGACUUAAAUAAAGAUAAGAAGGAGAAAAAGGAGAAAGAAAAAGUCAAGGUGGCAAAGAAAAUAGCAAAGGACAUGGAAAAAUGGGCAAAGAGUAUGAAUGCACAGAAAGAAGCACUAAAAGAAGAGCAGAGAAAAAUAUCUAACUUGGCUGGUCGCAAAGAAUCAGCAGCUGCUGAUGCAGGAUUUGCCAUUCUUCAGAAAUCGAAAGAAGACAUCAGGCUUAUGCCACCUCCACCCAUGACGUUAGUGAACGCAGCCCCAGAGAUUGCUGCACCUGCUGUAGCAUCACAGUCUCCAGCUGCUGCUUCAAAGGCUGGGUUGGUAGCCUCUUAUGGUGGGGACAGUGAUGAUUCUGGCGACGAUGAAGAUGGGUCAGGUAGCGGUGGUCAUGUGGAUGAAGCCAAAUUAGUAGACUGGAACAAGUUGGCUUGUCUUCUGUGUAAACGCCAGUUUCAGUCUAAGGAGAUUCUGACCAAACACACCCAGUUCUCAGACUUGCAUAAGCAAAAUUUGGAAAGCCUCAAGGCAAAAUCAGCUUCAAGAGCAGAAAGAAAGGAGUAUCGAGACAGAGCGAAAGAACGAAGAGAGAAAUACGGGACGCCUGCUCCUCCAGAACCCAAAAAGCAGGCACAGAUUGAGCUGCCGGAGGUAUACGAACAGCCAACCAAGCUGGGAAUCGGGACCGAAAACAUUGGUAACAAAAUGCUGCAGAAAAUGGGGUGGGCAGCUGGCCAGGGGCUAGGGAAAGACAACCAGGGGAGGACUGCCCCAGUUGAGACUGUCAGGCGAGCUGCCAGCGCAGGGCUUGGUGCACGUGGGGCCAAUCUUGUUGCAGAAGAAGGUGUUACAUAUAAAGAGUGUGUGAAAAAGACAAUGUUUGCAAGAUUUCAUGACGUGGAGUGAAAGUGUAACAAGACUUAGCCGUCACAUUUUUUUUUCUCGCCUAUUUUAUGUAUGUGCAUACAUAGAUAAAAGUGGAGAUGAAAGUAACAGAUUUUAAGUUAGCUGAGAAAAUGCAGUCUGUUGAGUGAAUGAAUUGUAUGGUUUAAUGGGUGGGAAGAGAGGGAAAUUGCGCUGUGUGCAUGUAACUUACUGAGUGUGGUGUUAAUAUGCCAUCAUGAAUCUACAUCCCCCUGGAUGGCUCAUAGACAGUUUUUUUCAAUUAACUCCUAGAAUGAGGCUGUUGACAGAACAGCUUCCAGUUUAGCAAACGAAGACAAUGGGUAUGUGAGCAAAGUCUGCGAGAGUAAUAAUAAACAGGAAGUGGUUUAUACUGUUGUUUUGGAAGAAUGCCACUGUGCAAGUGUCAAAUGUUUUGGUGUAAGCUCUCAUUCAUGCUACAGGCCGUUCAGACAAAUAUUUGACUGUUAAUUGCUCGCUGAGACUAGCAGUGGAGAACUCUGGCCAUGUCUGGACACUUGCUUGACUCAUCCUAGCUGUGAACUGGAGUGUUCCCCCAUUUUCUGCAUUGUAAAAUUAACUUUUUAUCAUAAAUAUUUACCUGUCUUUUUUUACAAACAGUUUAUCAAUAUUUUGUGUAAAUAAAAGUGCCCAAUUGUUUAUUAAUUGCAAGUGUGCAUGAUCAACAAUAUGUGUGUGUGAUAUGUGAUGAGAGAUUGUUAUUGUUGUAGUUUUUAGUUUUUAGAUACCACAUGAAAGGGCUUUGGAAAAAUGUGGAUUACGUUUUCAUAUAAUGGUAGACGACAACCACACUAAGAGUUCAGUAAAAGGGAAACUUGCAUUUAUUACUGCUGCAAAUAUUAAGUUUCCCUCCUUUGGGUUUCGUUUGUUUGUUGACAAAUGAUGUGUGAAGAACAAAGUUCUCAGCUUGCUUGCAUCAGCAUGUCUUUGGCAACAGUACAUGUAAAGGCAUUUUUACUUAAGAUCAUAGCGUGCAUCAGUUCUGACAUUUGUGUCGAGUCUGUUGUGGAUUCCUAGAAGGGAGUCAAUGUUUAUUGGAAAGAUUAAACAGUUUGCACAGUU
Molecule: messenger RNA, 4100 nt
Organism: Pomacea canaliculata
Lineage: Eukaryota; Metazoa; Mollusca; Gastropoda; Architaenioglossa; Ampullariidae
Product: RNA-binding protein 5-like
Exons: 23
Coding region: 129-3020 (963 amino acids)
Biological process (GO): mRNA splicing, via spliceosome
Cellular component (GO): nucleus
Molecular function (GO): RNA binding
Source: RefSeq, a predicted model, not a curated record